Messenger RNA from Spirodela intermedia, 1062 nucleotides. NCBI's taxonomy places the organism in Eukaryota, Viridiplantae, Streptophyta, Magnoliopsida, Alismatales, Araceae. The record is from the annotation of a GenBank genome assembly.
AUGGGAGAAAAAAAAAACCUCUUCAACAGCCUUCUCUCUCGCGCGCUCUGACAAUCUCAACGCCUUUAUUUCUGCCUGCGCUUCCCCCAAUUCCCGCUCUUUGUCUGAAAACUCACAGCCCUCAUGAAAAGAAAAGAAAAGAAAACACCUAGAAAUCAAGAAAUAUACAGAAGGCCAUCGGAUCCGAAGUGCAUUCCCACCUCUGACUUCAUUCUCAAGCCGAUUGAGCUCCACCUUCACCGGAUCCGAACCGUGCAGUAGGUUAAUGAGGUCGUCCGUCUCCAUGCUCUGCUUGAUUGAAGCCCUCCUCCUCAAGCCCCCCGCCUUCCCGCCCUCCCCCUUGAACGGCCCCGACGCCGUCAUCUGCGAUGCCGGCUCCCCCGCACCGGCCCCCGGCCCCCUCCCACUCCACCCUCCAGACACAACAUCAACCACCGCCUCCUCCCCUCCCUCCCCCCCACGCAGAUCGGCCAUCCCCGCUCUUACACCCAAUGCAUCCAAAACAAAAAAAUCAUUAACCGCAAAAAAUUCAACGCCUUACCGAGACCAAAACCCCACGAUCCAGCAAAACUUCCGGAAUCCCUACCCGAGAUUGCAACCGAGGAGCAAAGAAAACCCUAACCUGCCGUUCUUCCCCUCUUCUCUUCAACCCCCCACCAAGCACACAGAUUCCCCUCCCCACCCGUCAGCUCCUCCCUCCUCUGACAGCGCCAUCUCCGGUCAUCACGCCGGCGACUCGGAUUUAAAAUGCCGGCGAGGAGAGAAGCUGCGGCGGCGGAGCGGAGAGAGGAGGUGGCCCUCGCCGGUGACAGCUUCGCUCAGCGGGGAACUGAGAGUAGACCAGCAGCGGCCCUCCCUUAUUCAAAUCGGAAAAUAAAAUAAUCAAAUAAAUAAAUUAUUUCCCACCUACGGUAACCUGCGGUGAGCUUACCACAACCACGAACUCGCGUCUUUCUUUACCCCCGCUUCAGUGACGUGACUAACCGGCGCUCAUUAUUUUUGGUAAAUCAAAUUAUAUGUAACCAAAAAUAUAUAAUAUCCCGGGUUAAUUGUGGCUUAUAA